AUGGUUCUGAUGGCGAGUCAGCUGGUUCUGGACCGGUCCAGAGUCCAGACGUGUUUUGAACUGGUUUCCCGGCCGUGUGACUGGUCCCACUGCUGGUCCCACUGCUGGUCCCACUGCUGGGUCCAACUACUGGUCCCACUGCUGGUCCAACUACUGGUCCCACUGCUGGUCCCACUGUUGGGUCCACUACUGGUCCCACUGCUGGUCCAACUACUGGUCCAACUGUUGGGUCCAYUGCUGGUCCCACUGCUGGUCCCACUGCUGGUCCCACUGCUGGGUCCAACUACUGGUCCCACUGCUGGUCCCACUGCUGGGUCCAACUACUGGUCCAACUGCUGGUCCCACUGCUGGUCCCACUGUUGGGUCCACUACUGGUCCCACUGCUGGUCCAACUACUGGUCCAACUGUUGGGUCCACUGGUGGUCCAACUGCUGGUCCCACUGCUGGUCCCACUACUGGUCCCACUACUGGUCCCACUGUUGGGUCCACUGCGGGUCCAACUGCUGGUCCCACUGCUGGUCCAACUGCUGGUCCAACUACUGGUCCCACUACUGGUCCCACUGCUGGUCCCACUGCUGGUCCCACUGCUGGUCCAACUACUGGUCCAACUACUGGUCCCACUGCUGGUCCCACUGCUGGUCCCACUGCUGGUCCCACUGCUGGUCCCACUGCUGGUCCAACUACUGGUCCCACUGCUGGUCCCACUGCUGGUCCAACUGCUGGUCCCACUACUGGUCCCACUGCUGGUCCAACUACUGGUCCAACUACUGGUCCCAGUGCUGGUCCAACUACUGGUCCCACUGCUGGUCCAACUACUGGUCCCACUGCUGGUCCCACUGCUGGUCCAACUACUGGUCCCACUACUGGUCCCACUGCUGGUCCCACUGCUGGUCCAACUACUGGUCCCACUGCUGGUCCCACUGCUGGUCCCACUGCUGGUCCCACUACUGGUCCCACUGCUGGUCCCACUGCUGGUCCAACUACUGGUCCCACUACUGGUUCCACUGCUGGUCCCACUGCUGGUUCCACUGCUGGUCCCACUACUGGUCCCACUGCUGGUCCCACUAUUGGUCCCACUGCUGGUCCCACUGCUGGUCCCACUAUUGGUCCCACUGCUGGUCCCACUACUGGUUCCACUACUGGUUCCACUGCUGGUCCCACUGCUGGUCCCACUGCUGGUCCCACUGCUAG
Messenger RNA from Poecilia reticulata (guppy), 1191 nucleotides. The record is from RefSeq and is a predicted model, not a curated record. NCBI's taxonomy places the organism in Eukaryota, Metazoa, Chordata, Actinopteri, Cyprinodontiformes, Poeciliidae.